Messenger RNA from Vombatus ursinus (common wombat), 1124 nucleotides. It is a transcript of the gene RNASEH1, whose product is annotated as ribonuclease H1. Lineage: Eukaryota; Metazoa; Chordata; Mammalia; Diprotodontia; Vombatidae. The record is from RefSeq and is a predicted model, not a curated record. Gene Ontology annotation, biological process: DNA replication, removal of RNA primer. The transcript has 8 exons. Bases 72 to 932 code for a protein of 286 amino acids. Gene Ontology annotation, molecular function: magnesium ion binding; nucleic acid binding; RNA-DNA hybrid ribonuclease activity.
CGGCCUCGCGUCCUCUCCUGCCCCGGCGAGGGGAGCGUCUUCCCCGCGGCCACUAUGCCCCAGAGCGGGCCAUGCUGAGGCUCUGGGCCGCUGUCCCCAAAGUUGUCGCGGUUGCCUUCGGCCGCUGUGGCCCGCGCCGCCUGAGCGCCGGCAUGUUCUACGCCGUGAAGAGGGGCCGCAAGACCGGCGUGUUCCCCACUUGGAGUGAAUGUCAAGCACAAGUGAACCGAUUUCCUGCUGCCAGGUUCAAGAAGUUUGCUACUGAGGAUGAGGCUUGGGCCUUUGUCCGAAAUACUGCAAGCCCUGAUCAUUCAACAGAGCAGAAAAAGAAAAGUGACACAGAAGACCCAAAAGUGAAACCACACAAGAGACCCCGUGAGUCAUCAGAUGAAGAGGAAGAGCCUUGCUCAAAACUUACAAAACAAAAUACAGACUCAGUACCUUUACUUAGCAAAGAUACAUUUUCUUACAUGGGAGAUGCAGCUGUGGUUUAUACAGAUGGCUGCUGCUCCAGUAAUGGGAGGAGGAAAGCACGAGCAGGCAUUGGUGUUUAUUGGGGGCCAGACCAUCCCCUAAAUGUGGGUGAUAGACUUCGUGGGCGACAGACGAACCAAAGAGCAGAAAUACAUGCUGCCUGUAAAGCAAUCGAACAAGCCAAAAAUCAAAAUAUCAGUAAGCUGGUUCUCUACACAGAUAGUAUGUUUACUAUAAAUGGUAUAACAAGUUGGGUUAAAGACUGGAAGAAAAAUGGCUGGAAAACAAGCACAGGAAAAGAUGUCAUUAACAAAGAAGACUUUGUUAAGCUUGAUAAACUUAUUCAAGGCAUAGACAUUAAAUGGGUGCAUGUUCCUGGUCAUUCAGGGUUUGCAGGCAAUGAAGAAGCUGAUAGGUUAGCAAGAGAAGGAGCUAAAAAAUCUCAAGAAUCAACAUAGCAUAAUUUUAUAAUCUAGUCAAAAAGCAAACCAAGUGCUCUUUAGUCAUUAUUUGUGUGAAAAUUUGCCUAUAAGACAUGAACUAUUGCAGGUGGACUUGGGACAUUCUUGCUUGAUCAGAAAGACUGUGUAGUUUUCUGUUGAAGUAUGGUUCAGUAUAUUAAACUACCCUUCACUUUACCCUGACCAAAA